AUGGAUCUGUUCGUUGGUAAGACCUUAUCCAACAAAUCCCAGGCUACAAUCAGUGGAGAAGACGCACUUCGCAAUAAAGUGGUUGGUUUAUACUUUUCUGCAAGUUGGUGUCCACCAUGUAAAAUGUUUACUCCGAUACUGGCUGAUGUUUACUCGGAGCUAAAAGAGAAAAAUGCACCGUUUGAAAUCGUCUUCAUUUCCUCGGAUAGAUCACCGCAAGAUAUGAAACAGUACAUGGUUGAGGAACAUGGUGAUUGGUUGUGUGUACCAUUUGGUGAUGCACUUGUUGGCUGGGCCGUUUCCAGGCCAUUGUUUUGCAAUGAUGAAUCAGAACAGAACAAUUCAUGUGAACUGAUCGAUCCUAACUUAUUAUCUGGAUACUCGUAUUCACCUGCGGAUACUUCGGCCUACUUUCAAAACGGAGAUGUCAUCACCGAUCAAGGACGGUCAGAGGUACAAACAAGAGGUCCACUUGCCUUCAAGAACUGGUUGCAGGCAUCUAAUAUUGUCCAAAAUUUCAGUGCAGAGUGA
Messenger RNA from Saccoglossus kowalevskii, 531 nucleotides. Its product is annotated as nucleoredoxin-like protein 2. NCBI's taxonomy places the organism in Eukaryota, Metazoa, Hemichordata, Enteropneusta, Harrimaniidae. Gene Ontology annotation, biological process: sensory perception; photoreceptor cell maintenance. The record is from RefSeq and is a predicted model, not a curated record.